Dichomitus squalens LYAD-421 SS1 is the source of this 411-nucleotide messenger RNA. RefSeq lists its product as uncharacterized. The record is from RefSeq and is a predicted model, not a curated record. The transcript has 2 exons. Bases 1 to 411 code for a protein of 136 amino acids. Lineage: Eukaryota; Fungi; Basidiomycota; Agaricomycetes; Polyporales; Polyporaceae.
AUGGGGAGGCGCCCAGCAACGAACUACAGGAGCUUUGCGGUCGACGUCCUUGCCCGGAUGACCCGUACCUCCGGGCGCAUAGACCAGAUGGUUCUGCGGCGUUGCCUCGGUCUGGCAUCGUCGUAUCUGGUCACCGACGUCACAAUGAAUGCGGAGGAGGGCGUCCAGUCGUGGCGAGGGGGUUUCAACAGACUUGUGGAUGUCAUGGUCGCGCUGCACGCGCGUCAAGAGUUGGAAGUCGAGACGGUGAAUGCGGCGAGCAAGGCGUGCUCGGAGUGCUGGAGCGUGGCAGGUUCGUGGAGGGAGAUGGACGAGUGUCGGGAGGGAGUCAAGGCGAUAGCGACGCGGCUGAAGGGCCUGUUGGACGCGAACGGCAAGACAUACCGGGGCCAGGCCAUAUAUGCACCAUAG